This is a messenger RNA of Aureobasidium musti, 231 nucleotides long. Lineage: Eukaryota; Fungi; Ascomycota; Dothideomycetes; Dothideales; Saccotheciaceae. The record is from the annotation of a GenBank genome assembly.
AUGUCGCUCCACUCGACGCGCAAUGUCGACAUGGGCAAGCAAGAGUCGGAGUUGGCCAUCAACAUUCGCAAGGCCACGAGUAUCGGAGACCGCUCCCAAGAGUACGCUACCCAGGCCCUCAGCUUCCCGACCCGACUGAACACAACUCCAGGAAAACACGUUCGAGCAUGUAUCGUCUACACAUACGACCACCGCAGUUCGCAAUCCUUCUGGGCUGGCAUGAAGGUGUAA